Thelazia callipaeda (thelaziosis nematode) is the source of this 789-nucleotide messenger RNA. NCBI's taxonomy places the organism in Eukaryota, Metazoa, Nematoda, Chromadorea, Rhabditida, Thelaziidae. The record is from the annotation of a GenBank genome assembly.
AUGGAUGAAUGUUUUAUGACAAGAGAUGGAGAUCAACACGAUAACAGUACUUCAAUAACAGAAAGGAUGACAUCACCGCCAGAUACACUUUUGACUGAUACUGAUAUGAUGGUUGAGAAAGAAAAUGUAAAAUCAUUCAGUGAUGAUGGUAAUACUGAUGAUGAAACGGGUCAAUCUAUUACACCUGCUCAGCUUGUCACCAUAAUCACUAACGCAUGGCAAAAUGAAAUUUGUGCACCUCGAUUAUUACCACACAUGGAAAAUAUUGUUGAUUUAAUGAUCGACCAACUGGAAUCGAUGGAGGGAAAUUUUAACAGAUGCAGUGAUCACACUUCUUUGAAAGUUAUUUUGCACAAAAUGGAAGUUCAGCGCUUGGCUUACAUGACUAAUGAGUACAUAAGAACGCGAUUGAAAAAGAUCGAAAAUGACGUCGAAGAGUUGCAAAACGAGGAUAUAGAGCGGGAAAAAAUAAAUGCUCAGCGCCUACUAAGUACAACAGAAAGAGUCUUUGCUGAACGUUUCGAAAUCAUGAAACGCAAUUUAAUGGACACAUGCUUUUUGGAGCGAAUACCACCUGCAUUACGACGUCUUCCAACUACAAAGAUUGAUAUGUCUAAGGAACGAGUGAUUGUGGAAGUAACUAGUAACACACACGAAAAAUCAGUAAUUCCUGAAAUGACUGAUAUAUUGUCAGAAAGGAGUGUGGAUUUGCCUCCAGGUUCCAUCCAUUUUAUCCCAUAUCCAUCUAUAGCUAACCUUUUAGAAGCCAAUAAAGUUCGACUGUUGUAA